Molecule: messenger RNA, 1761 nt
Organism: Onthophagus taurus
Lineage: Eukaryota; Metazoa; Arthropoda; Insecta; Coleoptera; Scarabaeidae
Product: recQ-mediated genome instability protein 1
Biological process (GO): double-strand break repair via homologous recombination; resolution of meiotic recombination intermediates
Cellular component (GO): nuclear body; RecQ family helicase-topoisomerase III complex
Molecular function (GO): nucleotide binding
Source: RefSeq, a predicted model, not a curated record
CAUAUAUAACAUAACCUCAAAUAACGAAAAAUUGUUUCUUUUCUGUUCAACAUGUCUUUAAAUGAUGAAAUAAUUAGAACAAAGUCUUAUUUUCAAAACUUACACAUUCCUUUAUCCGACGAAUGGUUAGGAUGUUGUAUAAAAUGGUUGAAAGAGGAGAAAUCAAGUUAUACAGAAAACGAAUUCAAAUCAGCCAUUUACGAUCAAUGGUUAAUUUUCGAUUUACGUAAAGUAAAAGUACCCCAAUUACCACCGGACGUGACAAAGAUCGAAAAAUUAAUUACCAAAAAACCGCUGGUAUUACAAAUGAUGUCAAUUAUAGAUAUUUCCAAAUCACAAUUACAACAACUUAACCAAAUUAGAAACUAUCAUGCUUUAACGAGAGGUUUUGAUGAAGAUGAGAAUGCUCAAAACAAGGUUACUAAUAAUAAAGGUGUACUACAAAUGGUUUUAACUGAUGGUGUUCAAGAAAUUAAAGCAUUCGAAUAUAAACCUGUUGAUAGUUUAAAUUUGAAUUUAUCCCCAGGAAUUAAAAUAUUUAUUAAUCAUCCUGUGACUAUAAGAAAAGGUACAAUUAUGCUUGAAAAUCAUCAUGUACAAUUGCUUGGAGGUGAAGUCGAAGAAAUUUUAGUUUCAAAUGCUGCAGAAAAUGUGCUAGCACAAUCAUUAAAAUUGCCCAUAAAUCCUAAACCAAGAUUUAUUAAUAAUCGAAUUGCAAUAAAUCAAUUAAUAACAACCAUAGAACCAAACUUAAUGGAAUCAACAUCGAAUAUAAGCAAUGUACAAAAUAAUUUUGCAAAUAAUUCUAUAAAUAGUGAGGUUAACUUCAAUAAAAAUGAUAAAAAGCCACUAGAAGUAACUCCGAAUCAAAUAAAAUCAGUUUCAAAUAAAAAAAUUACACAAACUAAUACCUCUAAUGAUAUCACUAUAAAAAGUGACGCAAAAACAACUGAUUACAAUGAAAUGGAUGAUUUAUUAUCUGAUGAAAUUGAUGAAUUAUUAGAAAUAGAACAAGAAUUAUUACAAGAAACCAAAAUUAAAACCAAAUCAAACGAAAAUUUGAAAUUGCAAAAUGAUCUCAGUGUUCAAUUACAAAUUUCUGAUUUAACCGAUGAAUUUUUUACCCCCUGGAACAAUGAAAAUGAAGAUAAAAUUUAUACAUUACCCGAAUUAAAACAAUUAAUUGCCAUGAAUCGACAUGGAACUUUCAAAACCUUUGCUAAAUUUAAAUCGGUCGUAAAAAAAUUAACCGUGGCAGAUUCAGUAGGUUGGGUUCUCCAAAUUAAAAUUGAAGCGGAAAAUGAAGAGUUAAAUGUAAAUGUUCAUGAUUCUGUUGUAACUGAAUUAGUGGGAAAUUCAUCCCAGGAAAUGUUAGAGAUGAAAAAACGUGUUCAAAUGAAGGAUAAAGAAGCUACAAGUAAUGUUAUGAAGGCACUUGAAAAUCUACGCGUAAAACUCCAAGACUUAAAUUCUAUGAUGGAAAUUGAAUAUAAAGGGGAUGAGGAAGACAAUGUUCCUUUUAUUGUUAGGAUUUUCUAAAGUAAAGAUAAGUUUAUCUUGCUUAAUACAGAAUGUAUUUUAGUUAUUAAGUAUUAAGUCUGAAUUGUUUAUAAAUUUGUUAAUCAAUUAAUUAAAAUAUAUAUUCUUUUUAUUGUUAUAAUUAUCUAAAGUAAGAUGAGGUAAGUUUAUCUCGAAUGUAUUUUAGUUAUUAAGACUGAAUUGUUUAUAAUUUUGUUAAUCAAAUACAGUGAUACAUUAAAA